Molecule: messenger RNA, 3065 nt
Organism: Psylliodes chrysocephalus
Lineage: Eukaryota; Metazoa; Arthropoda; Insecta; Coleoptera; Chrysomelidae
Source: the annotation of a GenBank genome assembly
UCUUUUAUUAGUACUAUGAUUGUAUAUUAUCUAUAAUUUGCCACAACUUACAACUUACUCUAUUUUGAUUCUGCUAAAAACUAGUAAGGUAAAAUUGAGAUAUGAAAACACGGUUCACACUCAAUCAUUAUUUGUUUGAGUAUAGUCUCCAUAGCUUUUAGCGAUUCAACAUAUUUUUGUAAGAAAAUAGGUAUUUCAUCACUUCCAGGACUUGAAUUAGUUUUCAGACAGCGGAUAGCUUCACUAGCAUUUUCAAGAGUAAAAAAGAUCAUUACUAAAUUUUAAGUUCAUCUAGGGGUUGUAAGAGUUGUAUGGUUAUUGCCAGGGAUUUGGUUGUAGACACUCUGAUUAGCAAACCUUUUAGCUAUCUUUGAGGGAUCAAUAAUUAAUAUUUUAGAAUCUACAUCUUUUAAGUUAAUAAUUGUUGUGUUAUUUGAACAUAAAGAUCUUUUAAUAUAUGUAUAGAAUGAUUUGUUACCAGCUCUAACUAAGCUAUUUUCUUAUGUUCUUCUGGCUUCACAUAUUAAAGAUUUCAGACGAUUAUUUUGGGUUCUGUAAUUUCUGUAGUCACGAUCAUCCUUAGUACCAGUAUACAUAUUUAUCCUUUUUCUCCAAUUUCUUUAAACAAUUGUUUAUUAAGCUAUGGUUUUAACAAAUUUUUCUUCCUCUUCUCCAGUGGUAUAAAUUGAUUUAAGGUGUCAAAAGUUAUUUUAGAGAAAGCAUCAUAAUUUGCACAUAAACUGGAAUUGUUCAUUGAAGUACGAAAUUUUUGAUUUGAUAAGUAAUCAUUUAUUGCACUUUAGUUAGCUUAUUAGUCGUUUUUUUUUGUAAAAACCUUUAAAAAAAAGGUCACGACUUAAAAUAAACGACUUUAUUAUUAAAUGUAGCAAAUAUCAUAUACAAAAAACCGUCAUAUUACAAAAUAAUACCAAUUUCUCGAAGAAACUUAAAUAACUGCUACGUCCAUACAGGUAUAAAGUGAAAUAAGACUGUCCAACAGAAACUGUCACGAAACAAAAGUGUCAACUUCUGCUAGCUAGUGAUAAAUUUAUGAAUUAAAGAAAUGACGGUUUUGCAGAAGAUAUAUUUAGUAAUUUUAAUUUAACUCACUCAAGGAAUGUUUUGAGUUGUGACAGUUUUUUAGCGGGGUUGCGAUAUCCAAGUUUACUGACUAUCAUUAAAUAAAAAUAUUUGAUUAUAAUGAUAUCCCUCCAACCAUUUUAUUUCUCCUUUAACAACCCCCUCGGUGCUUUCCAUCGGAUAAAUAGCCAGAUAAUAGUUUCCAUUUGGAAACUUUCAAUGUCUAAUGAUCCAUCGAAUUAAAGCAAAUGAGUCAGUUUUGGAAGUUAAAAUGGUCGAGUUUUCUGGCAAAUCGGCCGUGUGCUACGUAUAGUAAAACAAUUUUGCUUUUCCAGAAUAUCGAAAUUAUGCAUUUCUGUAUUUGUCGGGAUUGUGUAUUAAAACUUUGAAUAACCUCGUCCCAAAUAGACUGUUCGAGGAUGUUUCUAUGAUAAUUAUGUUUUAUAUCUGGAUAUACGAGACCUUGCUAAAAUUAAGUAGCUUGUAGGUAGCCGAGUAUUUGUUAUACCUACACUAAUAAAAACGUAAUCGCGAUUAUUUACAGGGUAGUCACUUUUUGAGUUGUAUUACUAUAUCGUAAAUGUUUGUAAUGCAAGGUUUGUUUCUGGGGACAAAAGUUGUAUAUUCUAAAAAUCAAGGCCGCUUUCCAAGAUAGUCGAUAAACAAAUUAGUUCAAUUUCUUUAUUCUACUUAUUUAAAAUAAAAAAUAAUUUAAGAUAUUUUAUAUCAUGUAGUACAUAUUACAACGCAUUUAAUUUUGAUAUCUGACGUUUCGUAAAUGCGGGACCACCAUCAACUUUAUUUGUUAUGGACCAGUGUUAUUUUGAAAUAUUAUUUUAAUGUAUGUUCAAUUCUGAAUGCAAAGAUGUGGAAAUAUAUUCUGAUUAGUCAACGUUUCGGACGAUUUGAACAUCAUCAGGUAAGUUAACUAAUACGAACCUGCAUUAUGAAUUAUUUAAAAUAAGCAAUUACAUUUUAAAAGCUAAGCGUAUAUUUUCAUUUAAUAUAGAGAUAGCAUGAAGAAAAAAUUAUAAAAAAUGAUUCAAUCAAACUGGAAUAUGGAUAUAAAAUUAUACAAAACAAAAAAUGAUUUUUUUCAAAGUAAAAUAGUCAUGACUUUAAAAUCUGGCCAAAUUCGAGUCGGACUCGCGCUAAGGGUUCCAAACCAAAAAACCCAAAAGAAAAAAAGUAAAAAAGUCAAAAUGUCAAAAAAGCCAAAAAAAUUAAAAAAGCCAAAAAAAGCAAAAAAAACAAAAUCCAAAAGAAACCAAAAGCCAAAAAAGAUCAAAAAGUCCAAAAAACAAAAAAAAACAAAAAAGCUAAAAAAGCCCACAGAAAUAAAAAGCCAAAAAAGCAGAGACAAAAAAUAAAAAAGUAAAAAAGCCAAAAAUCCAAAAAAUGCAAAAAGGAAAAAAGUAAAAGAAAAAACAAAAAAGCCAAGAAGCCAAAAAAGUCAAAAUAAACCAAAAAAGGAAAAAAAAAAGGACGAAAAAGCCAAAAGCAGCAGUUCAAAUGUAUGUUCAAAAAACCAAAAAGUCAAAAAAGCCAGAAAAAUAAAAAAAAUCCAAAAAAUGCUAAAUAAGCAAAAACCAAAAAGUCAAAAUAAUCAGAAAGGUCAAAAUAAACCAAAAAAAGGUGAAGAAAAAAAGGACGAAAAGCCAAAAAUAAAAAAAGGGCCAAAAAAAGCCAAUAAAAGCCAAAGUCAGAAAAGCCAAAAAGUCAAAGAAAGUUCAAACAGUAAAAAAAAGACAAAAGGAAACAAAAAAUCAAAAAGUCAAAAAGCCAAAUGUUAAAAAAGUAAAAAAUUAAAAAGUCAGAAAAGUCAAAAAGCCGAAAAGCUCAAAAAGCCAAAAAAGUUGAAAAGCAGAAAAGCCGAAAAAAAAAAUUCAAAAAAGAUGAAAAAAGGAGAAAAAGGCGAAAAGGGCGAAAAAGCAAAAAGCCAAAAAUAAACAAUCAUAAAAACAAAAAACGCAAAAACAAAAAAG